Schistosoma haematobium is the source of this 894-nucleotide messenger RNA. RefSeq lists its product as uncharacterized. The record is from RefSeq and is a predicted model, not a curated record. NCBI's taxonomy places the organism in Eukaryota, Metazoa, Platyhelminthes, Trematoda, Strigeidida, Schistosomatidae. The transcript is spliced from 3 exons. Bases 254 to 661 code for a protein of 135 amino acids.
CCUGAAAUAACAACUCCUGCAGAAUUGAUGACAAGUGACACGUCAGUGAAGCCUAAACCUAUCGAAGGUAGGUUAAACCUUAUUUAAUCAGCCUCGAAUAUUUACGCACUUGAAUAUAUCACUUCUGGUUCAUCAUAUCAUAAAUUCCAAGUGUAAUUUUAUUUAGCCAUUUCACGAUAUCCAGUAUUGUUUCUCUGUUGACGCUUCCCUUGCAAUUAUUAAUUACACGUCGGUGUGCUGUUGGAUAUUCCAAAUGAUUGAGCACUCAAUUCGAACUACUACAGAAGACUUUACUUACUUCAAAUUUACAGAUGUGACAGAACCUGAAAUAACAACUCCUGCAGAAUUGAUGACAAGUGACACGUCAGUGGAGCCUAUACCUAUCGAGAUAAGUUGUUCAAUACACAAUUCCAUUGAAAAAUGCCAAAAUGCGACAACAUCAAGUGUGAAAUGUAUCUGGUCUGAAAAGGCUAAUAUCUGCAUUAACAGCGAUGAUUAUGAUGUUGAAGACACCACUUCAGAAAUAAAUGGAGGCAGUAAACAUAAUAACACACCUCGUUACUUGUAUAUCGGGAUACCAGUAGUCGUCGUCGUCGCUUUCUGUGUCAUAUGCAUCGGUUGUGCUAUUUGGAUGUAUAAGAGAAAGAAAAGUAAUCCGUGAUUUACAGAAAUGGCUUAUCGUUUGUUUUUAUUAUUUUGAUCGAGUUGUUUUAUUCUGUAUUUCAUCUGGAAACUUCUUUAUAUUCUGUUAACCGUUUCAAUUAUUUGAACAAGUUUUAUACAAUUUUCUGUUUGUUAACGUAUCGACUGAAGCCAUUCUGUUGAUUAAAUAACUGAAAUCGUUUUUGAUAUUCACCUGAAUUGUUUUUUCAUUGAAUAAAAGCUGAAUUAUAU